GUGCUAUGUGUGGGAGGGCGCCCUCGCAAAUGUCAUGAAACCAUCCCUGACAGCCUUGCGACUGAACGGUGAAACUAUGAACUUCUGAGGUACGCAUGUUCUCAGUGCCGGAAUUUUUGUUGGCGUUCCAUAGAAUAAGAACUUUUGAAUUAGGGGAGCUCUAUUUCUGCGGCUAGAUAAUUUUUUGAAUCAACAUGUCGGACGAAGAAAGGCCGCCGGCCCCUCCUAUGCGUCUUACUUCCACGAAAGAUUCUUCCAUGUCGCCUGCUUCGAAGCCUUUGCCGAGUGCUCCUGUUGAUGAGAAGAAGAAGAAAGCAGCCACAUUUCGGUUCUUUAAGGGCGACGAGAAAUGUAAGCUGUGUAACUUAACUACUUUAAAAUCGAAAAAUGGUUUGACAGUUAAAGGAAAAUUUUGUUUUUGGCGUCGAUUCUUUAAUAUGAUAACAUAACUACUGAAUGUCUUAGAUUCGAAGAAAAAGCCAGAGAUCUCCUACCCGACUCAGUUCGAGCACACGAUUCACGUGGGUUUCGAUCCAGUGACGUCUGAAUUUACGGUAAGUUGCAAAUUUGAGAUUUAUUUUACCGAAUUUUACACGGUGUUGUGUUCAAACCGAAAUGAGUUUCGUUCGAAUUUGUCAGCUGCUUUCCUGAUGAAUAAAUCGUAGUGCUUUGAAGUGGUGUCGACUAAUUCAGACAUCACGAACCGUUUCAUGCCGUUGCUUGGAUUGAGCUGGUCGUUCGUCAACGGUGCUUUAGUCCUUGUUCUUUCCUAAUGUUUGCCUUUUAGCUUUAAAGAGAAAUUCGUUUCAGAGUAAGAGUUGCUUGUAUUGUCUUGAAAAUUUGAAGAACUUCGCCGGUCUUCCUGGUUCCGCUUAGACCAGGUCAUUCGACAGUUCUACUGCCUCAAGAACAGAAUUACUUUUUGCUGUACGUUGUCCAUUUACCGCAGUCUUACUGAGUUCAUUGUCUACACCGCUGAUACUUUCAUGUUGGUGUUUGAAGCCGUUCAUAGUAGGAGGCCAUAGUUAGCUGGGUAAGAAUAUUGAUCAGUGUAAAACCUCAGGUAUUUGAAUUCAUUGAUCAAGCUCUUUAGGAGUUUAUGAAACCAGAUGUUUGCUCGCUCUUGAAAGUUGCAAACAAACUCGUCUGCCAUUAAAUCGAUAGCAACUGUAGAGAGAAGGUUUAGUAUGAAAAUGAAAUGCAUAAUACAACAGCUUCUUCGCUGCGGUGUUCUGCUCUCUACGGAGUCAAAACGUUUCGUGCUAUACCGAAUCAUAAAGUGACAUGUUCUGCAAUGUACAUUGUGCAUUAUAUGGCGUGAUUUUGAAACAGGAACCCAUUCAAUUGUGAUCUUGUGUUCAGCUUCCAUAAAGUCGUAAAUAAAAGCCUUUUUAUCAUAUCGACGCUGCUAUCAUGCAAAAUUCCAAACUUGCCUUCAGAACAGGUGCAUAUACUUCCUUUCAAGAUUUGUUUGUGUUUAAAAAUCUUGUGAAAUCUUUAAAUUGCUACACUUAAGUAGAUCUGUGUUAUAAGAAUCCAGCCUUUCAGUCUUGCUUUAGACGUAUAGAAAUCGAUGCCCUUAAUUUCAAAUAUCAUGAUCUAAAUCUUGCAUUGAUAAUUUCUGUCUAGGCAGGUGGGAAAUUCUCACCCUUAUGAAAAAGUUGGAAUAGUAUAUUUCCAUUCUUCAUAAUUAAGUAUGUUGUAACUCAAGUGUGGUCUUGUGUUUUACUGAAAGUAAGCCAAAAUACUUUGGAUAUCACUGUUUAAAUGUCACUGACUUUGACAAGAAUCCUUUUAAAUUCUUAUGUGAAACUAUUGACUCAGGAAAAGGAAAGAAUAUCGAAGACAGCCUUGACAAUGGUUUGAUUUUUUGGAUAAACUUGUCUCUUAGUUCUUCAAACAAUAUUUUGAGAGAUGUGCCUGUGUAACUAGCUUGCAGUAUUUACUGUAUUUAACACAUUGUGGUUAGGAAAUCAAAGGAAUUCCUCAUUGUUGAACCUUAAAUUGUAAUUUAUCAUCACUGUUUGAUAAAGAACUUUACUGAACAUUGAUGUUGUGUCUUACCCAGUGCUACUUAUUUUCUGCACAGAAAUAUCAGUUUAUGUGAUAUAUGAUGUUCAAUAAAAUUGCAUUUCAAGGGAUGAUAUGUAAAACAAAAAACAUAUAUUAAUCACCUUUUGUCAUGGCAGUUUGCAAGCAGUUGAUGGUAUGCCUUUGUGUGCUUAUAAAUGAUAAUUAUGCCUGUUCCGUUUUUAAUCUUACGGCGUGACAAGUCUACAUCAUGAACUAGUCAUUUUGUUUUGUAACUAUAAAUAUUCUUUUUUACCUGAAAUUUGGCUCUCAUCCAAUCCUAAAAUUGGGUGAGAUAGGGUUGUAGGAGGUUUUCAUAAAUUUAUACUCAGAAUUUAAGAGACAAUUUCUCUGAUAAGAGUAGAUAAGAUUUGGCAGAAUGUGAGCUAAAUACUGCAGCUUGGUUUCAACCCAUACCAGCUAUAUAACGAGUUACUUUUAAAAUUUUUAUUGGAAUAUUAACAUCUUUAUACAGUAAAUAUGAAUUUGUAGAUGGUUAUUCAUACAAUUUAUUUAACAAGGUUUUUUUUCCUGCAGGAGUAGAGGAAUAGAUAUGUUAAUCAUAGUCUCACAAAAUCACUCAUUCAAAUUUAUUACGAGGAGAUAACCUCAGACACUUUUUUUUGAUUCGUUUACAUUUAGCUUGAUGUUGCAUGUAAAUAGAAUUUUCAUGAUUGAAUAGAUAUUGACAAUGUGGAUCUAUAUUGUCAUCAUCUUUUAAUGUUAGAAGGAUCCAUGGGAGAGUUGGUAGUAAAGUGUAUCUUCAUUUAAUAAAACCUCACACUGUCAUUACUAGUCACAAGGUAUUAACAUUAACCAAAAGAAUCACCAGGAAAGGAAGCAUUCAUUACCAUACUCCUCCAGACUGCUAACUCAUGUAUAUACCCAUUAUGGAUUGUGAUUGAUUGGAAGUGUAUUCCUCACCCAAAUGUGUGCAAAAUAGUCAUAGAUAGUUAUACAAGUUUCUAGGCUCUGACAAAAAGUUUGUUUCUCUGAUCUCAUUCUGUUAUUUUCUGUGACUUGAUUUGAUCACACUUUGACAAUACAGAAAAAUUUUGCUAGUAGUCAGUAUACAUCAUAUUGUGGUUUGUUUAGUGCAACAGUGUUAUCCUGCACUUAGUCAUUUUGUUUUUAUGGUGGAUCCUCAAAUUGGUUUGCAAGUCACGCCCUCUGUAUAGAAUGUGUAAUGCUUAAUGUGAAAAGAGUUGAAAUAAUUUACAAUUCAUUUUUGUGUAGAUUGUAAAGCCAGUUUGGUUUUAAACGAAGCAGAGAGAGCUGUCUGGUUUGAACAACUGUCUUUUAAUAUGUAAAUUAUUUGAGAUUUUCUUACCAUCCAUUGAUGAGUUAAUGUGUCUGUUUAUCAGGGAAUGCCUGAAGCAUGGGCGAGACUGCUUCACACUUCAAACAUCACUCAAGCUGAGCAGAAGAAGAAUCCUCAGGUUUGUAAUUUUUAAUUUGUAACAUGUGCAUCAUGCAAUAAGCAAUUAAUUGUUUCAAGAGAGUGCUCUUAGUGUAUGACAAGGGCCACUUAAUUAGACAAAGAGCUCUAAGGGGGGGUACUUAUCAAGGAUUUAAUUUUUUUUUGCCUUUAUUUUACAUUUCCACUUUCACCACCGCAAAUCAAAUACAUCUUAAAUGAGUUCAACCUUUUCUACUAACUGCUUGGAAUAAAAGUAGUCAUUUAGUGUUUGAGUAGUGCAAACACACUAUAGCUGUGGUACAGCAAAUAUCACAACUUCUUAUACACAGCUUGUAAUGUUGUUUUUAGUGGCUAUGACCACAUGCAACAGGAUACUAUGUUUUUUUUUUCUCUUUUUUUCCUGGUGGAGGAUGGGGUGAUAAGGGGUCAAAAUGGUGAGAUAUAAGACAGCUACAGGGACAAAAAUGAUAAAUAAGGAGGUUGUUAAUGUUGAUGUGUGGUGGAAAUUAUUUUUCACUGAUUGUAUGAAGGUUUUCACUUUUGUUUAACUGCAAGCCCUUGUAUUUAAUUGUAAAGUUUAGGAUGCAGAGGGAACUGAUGGUCAACAUGGGCAGAAUAGUUUUACCAGAGGCUGACAGUGAACUGCAAGAGCUACAUAACAUAAUGUUGACCUCUUAAAUUCUCCAAAAUAGUUCUGCAGUUGAUGCUCAAUGAGUGAUGUUACAUGUACAUGUAACUCAUAUUUCAAAAUGAAAUAGCUGAGAAGUUAGUAAAUAAGUUGAUGGUUAAGAGCAAUGGUGACUGCUCUUUUUUAAUGCUAACAAAUUAGAAUGCACAUUUGUAUUUCAACCUCCAGGUAAACAUUGUAUAUGUAUCUCAGGAUACUCAAACAAAAUGUUAGUGUCUAUAUAAUUAUCUUUUUAUGUUCAACCUCAAAUUCUUAUUUGUUUGGUGACUUCCAGGCUGUUCUUGAUGUCUUGAAUUUUUAUGAUGGGGGAAAGUAUCAAGCAGAAACAAAUGCUAAAUUUAUGACAGUGUCAAAGCCUUAUGGUAGGUAACAUCGAGUUCUGGAUGCCUAAUUGUAGUUGUGAAGGUGAUAAUUGUUCCCCUGUAUGAGCAGCCUGUUUGCUGUUCUUUUUGAUACAUUAAUAGUUGCAAUCUAGUUCAGAGGCAGUGUAACAGCAUGCUUGGAUCAGGGUGAGUUGAAAGGGAUGAUUCAUCAGUUCCAACAGAGCACCAAUUUUUAGUGAUGAGGAAUCUGUAGUUCAGGUUUGCAUCAUGAUCUGUAUGCACACUUAAUUGAAAAGGUUUUGUGCAGUUAUGGCCAGCAAAUUAUAACAAAUGCAGCACACCCUUUUGAGUUAAAGAUAAGUAAGGCUUUUAUCUGGCAAGUGCUCAUUGGGUAAUAGGCUUAGGGGAGGUACUUGCCCAGCAAGGGAACUUCUCUCUCUGGAUUACUGGCCAGUGUUUUUUUCAAAUUGUACAGAGUUAUAGAAAGUCAGAAAUUGCAGAGUGAGAUGUACUUGUACUGUUUAGUUGUUUGACUGAAUUUUAAAUCUUGAAAUAGAAACAUUAUUAAACCGGUGUUAUUAUUAUUACCAUGUCAUGACACAACAAUGUGAAACUGAAGUCAUUGAAAAAGGUUAAUGUGGAUCAUAAAGUUGCAUGGGCAAAGUAUCAUAAAGGCAACUGAGCUUUUACAUGGCUAAACAUAAUUUGGAAUGGUCCCCUCCAGUUUGUUUCCUCUUUUUUGUCUGAAAUAUUGUUCAACUUGACAGAAGCAAAAUAAAUUAAAAUAAAUUCGCAGCUUCUUAAUUUUCAGAUCUUUCUUAAGAUUAAACACUGACCAAAAGAUAAAUACAAUUACAAGAAGUGAAAGAUCACCUGUAAUGUUUGGUUGAUAUGUGUAUUCUAUUGUAGCAACUUCUAGUGAGGGAUUAGAUCUCAGUUCAUCAAAUGAUACUGUGCCGCCCUUACGUCACAUGUCAGCCUCAGCAUCCAGUAGCCCACGGCACACGUCAUCUGCCCUAGAAGACCCUACAGAUUUGAAAAUAACUUGUUCACCAUUUAGUUGUACUUCUUCUAAAAGCAAACGUUCGUCUAGAAGCAGCUUGAAAUUAAUAAUUAGAAGGAAUUCAAAGAAACGCAGGAAAUCGUUACCAUCUCCUGGUUCAACAUGUGAUGAGACAAGAAGAAGAGUCAAUAAAGAGGAGCGAAAGUUGUCGUCUCCUUCUCCAACGCGAGCUCUUCUUACUUCUCAAUCAGAUACUUCAGGUUCGCUUACAGGCUCAUCACCAGGCUCCUUAGCCGAUGAACUUGAGAAAUUGACCAUGAACUCACACUUAUCUUCCACUAAUAAAUAUUCACAACGCAUCUCCUCUGAUUCUCAAGGUAUUUCUCUCUAGUUCUAAUGUAACUAUUGUUACCAAUGAAGUAAUUCCUUAAAAUUUUUUAACCCAAAUUUAAAGCUUUCCCUAAUCAUCAUCCACAAGUGAACAAGAUUAGUUAUGAUAACGCUCCUUCCUGUGUCAGUGGCUUCUACUGUGAGGUGAAAUAAUAAGAUCUUACUAAUGAGUUUGUGCCAAGUUCAGGGUAACAAGCUGGUUGUAGGGACAAGAAGGCAGAUGCGUGGGCUACUGGAUUCUUGCAUCAUCAGCAUCAUAACCAUUCAUCAAUUCAGCUCAUCGCUUUCUUGUGCAUGUGUUAUCAUCAGCUUUUUGUCUGAUUUCAUAAGAGAAAUUGCAAGUCAAAUUGUUUUUGUUGCAUGUUUAUCACUUUUUAAACCGGGUGAAAUGUGUGCAUGCCAGGAUUUUUUUAGAAAUGGUGUUGAAACUGGUAAGAAUUCCAAGUUAGCAUCUGACUUCUUUUUGAAAUAAACAAAAUAAAUGAUAAACAUUUAACCUUGAAAGUUGCUCUGUGUGGUAAAUGCCUUAAAAAAACUAAAUAUAGAGUUUCCACAUGUCUUAAUGUACAGGCAAUUUUCUCAGGGGUUUAAAUUUGCAGACCAAAUUGACUCCUGAAAAAGUUAAUAUUUAAACAAUUUUUAAUGUUAAGAUGGUAAUGAUGACAUCAAAUGUUAAAGUUUCCUUUCUUGAAAAGUUUCCUCUGAAUUGUUCUACAAACACAAAAGGGGGUUAGUUUUACUUUUAAAUUUGUAACAUAAAAGAUUAAGCUAAAAUUUACUUUAAAUUCUGAUUUCAAGUAGAUGGUGAACUUGAAACCAAUGUAUAUCAACUUUUAAGUUCCUAAAUUUAAAAAAGAAAUGUGCAGAUCUUCUUAAGGUGAUGAGUAUUACAAUAGUUAUUUUCAAGCUAUUUGGUUUUCCAGUCAUCCAAGGUAAUUGUUUGCAAGGACAUAAACAUUUUCCUUUUUGUAGCCAUCUUUUUUUUAAUGUGUCUUCCUCAUUGUUCUUAGUGGAAUCUGUGCAAGCAGGGGAAACAUACAAUAGUUAAUGAUAUCAGUUCUUUGCUGGGCUACAUUAUCAGUUUGAUUCCAGAAUUAAAGAUUACAAAAACCAGAUAUCUACAAACACUUUAAAACUAUUUUGCAAUUUCACUACUUGGUAUUUUAGGUUUGAUUUUGCUGUUAUGGUGAAGGCAUAGUCAUCAUAAAAAAAUUGGCCUGCUUAGUGCACCAUGUAGGCACCCAAGGAGUGAAUUAAAGAGGAGUCUUCUGUUGGAAAAUAAGAGUCAUGAAAGAAUUGGAAGUUGUGUGUUGUUGAGUACAUCUUUUAAAGAAGAGCAUUUUGGAUGUGACUGCAGUUAGGCCGGAUGAGAUGUAGUUCAGUUGGCCACUCAAAAAUUUCAAAGCCAGAGUUAUACUUAAGACUUCUGAGACACAAAUCCAGUCAAGUGGCUAAGUAAGCUGUUCAUAUAAAGGAUCUGACUCUUGAACAGUCCAAUGGCCUUCAUCACAUAACCACACAACCUCAAACUAUAUAUAAUUUGAUCAUGAUGGAUAAUUUUGUGCCAGAUGGUCUAGGCUGAGUUAACAUGAUUCUUUCUUGUUCCUCAUGCAGGUCAAACAGCGACACGCCCUGAGAUUGGUGACCACACUUAUGCUCCACCCCUCCCUCCACAUGCCACGCCAACACAUGUAUUGGCAGCAGAGAAUCAUAGUGAGCGACCAAAUAAUUCUGAACCAGAAGUGCCACCAGCAAUUCCAUCAAGGCCAGAACACACCAAGUCUAAGGUAUGGAUCUUAACACUUUCAUCCUUAAGAGUGACUGGCAUCUAAUUUCUCAUCACAAUAUCAUCCCUGAAUCAAACAUUAGGGUAACAAAAAUGAAGGAAAUUAUUGUCAAUUAAAGAAGCACUUGAUUGUGCAACAAAUUCUCAUUGUCAGCUUCUUGGGAAAUGUAUGGAGAACAGUAGAGAGAAAAUACAUAUUGAUGUUAGUGUGUGAAGAGUUAGCACUAAGAACUGAUACUAAGAAGUGAUACAUGUGGUUAGUAAUACAGUAUUUUAUAUAAUUAUGAGUCAGGACAAAAAUAGAAAAAGAAACACACAAAUGUGGCAUUCUAGACUAUAACAGUCCUGUCUUUGUCCACCCAUUGUAACAGAGGACCAUCAUGGCAAUUAAGGUUGAGUUUGGUACUUUUGAAAUUGUGGAAUUGAUGUUGAACAAGCCUUCUUAGAGAGUAUUAAUGCCUGUUAGCUACAUGUAACAAAAGCAAAUACUUUUGCUUUUGAAAGACACCUGCUCUUGUCACAUUUCUCCUUGUGGAGUUUAAAAUACAGCCAGGGUAAUACAAUGAGUUUCUUGCAUGGCUUUUGAAUUUUAGUGAUGUUGCAUGAGAACAAAUGAUUCCAGCUGCUCUUUAAUGAAUAGGAAUUUCUAGUGCUUGGCACACAAGGCAGUGCUUUCAAGGUUGUGUUACAAGUCUUUUUUUAACAUAAUCUGUCUCACUAAACAGGAAAUUGUAAUGGAACAUUGUGCAUUUUUUAGAGAUGCAUUUGUAAACAAAUAAUCUUAUUAAGACCAUAACUGCAUGUACUUUAUUGUACGGCUAUGAAAACAAAGCAAUUUUCUAAUUUUAAUUUGUAAUUUUUUCAUGUUUUAGUACAUUCCUAAUGAAGUUUCUACAAAGCCAGCAGCUAAAGAAGAGGAAACUCCAAAAGGUUUCAGAUUUUAUUUUGAUUUUGAUAAAUGACAAACUCUUGAAUUUGAUAAUUUAACAGAAGAGGGUACCAUUUUUUAGACUGAUUAGUCAGUGCAGUUUGCAAAUGUUCCACUGUUUUUCUGCAUUUUAAACUCUUAGUUAUAGUCUGCCAACAGCUUAAUUGGCUUGAAAAACUUCCAAGAAGAAGAUAUUUGAAUAACUUAAUUUUUUUUUUUUUUUUUUUUUUUUUCCUUCCAGGGCCCACAAAUGAUCAACCAAGAGCUCAAACGAGAGACAGGAAGAAGAAAAAGAUGUCUGAUGAGGAGAUCCAUGCUAGACUACGUAAGUUUCUCAAGAUGUUCCAAUGAAGUUUGCUUAGGUGUAUCAUAGGAAGACUUUUAGAGUCAACAAGAGUUACAAUGUAAAAUAUGAAUGCAAAAUGUGCAUUGCAGGCUCCAACUUCUUUGUACUCUUAAAGCGUAAAUGUUGCAUUAUUAUUAUUUUAUUGAUAGUAUAUGUAGUCAAAUCUAUCUUUAAUGAAAAAUGAAUCAACUGGUAACAUUUUAAUACAGGAUGACAUGUACAAGUAAUUGUAACAGAGACCUUAGUGGGUAUGUAUAUCUCUGUUAUCUGACAUCAUUCAUAACAACUUACAGGUACCAUAGUUAGUGUUGGGGAUCCAAAAAGGAAAUAUACAAAGUUUGAAAAGAUUGGGCAGGGGUAAGUAUACUUCUUUCUUUGUAGGUGGCAUUUUGAACUGUAAGAAGUGCUUAAUUUUAAAUUUUCUUGUAGAGAUGGAUGCAUCAAUGUUAUUUUAUUACCUAGUUAAUGAUUUGCUUUUAGGAAAUAUUUUUGUAUGAGAUCUCCUCUGUAUUUUUAGGGAAUUUGUAGGGUAUAUAGAUUUAACCAGUUUUCAUCAAAUUUUGCCAAAAUAUUUCAGGAAUAAUGGCAAACAAAAGGGUGUUGGGAAAUUUUGAUAUUUGAAAUAUUUGUCCAGUGGCAUCCAGUUACGCAACAGGCCUUACAUAUUUUUAGCUACUCCAACUUAAGAUGCUGUCUAAACAACCAAUCAGAACAUCAAAAGAGCCUGACACACUUUCAUUGAUUGAUGUCUUGUGAAUAAGACUGUACAGACAAUUCGCUCUUGCUGUGGCAUUCGAUAGCCAAUAAAUUCAAUAGCAGAACCUUCAGUUGUUCCAUGCCUUACCGGCUCCUAACACUUCCUUUAAAGAAGAGUCCCUUCAAUUAUAUUUUUUUUGUAAUCUGCUGUUAUUGAGCUUUCUUCUGAGUAUACCGUAUUUACCCGUGUAUAAUGCGCGCCCGUGUAUAAUACGCACCCUAAUUUUUUACCUCUUUUUUCCGAAAAAAAAGAUUUCAUGACAAAUACCAAGAAUUAAAACUUCCAUUUUUUCACUUAAUUAACAAGAGCUGGGAAUUCAUCAAUAAUAUGUUUACAACAAUUUCUAACUAGUUGCUACUACAAAUAUCGCACGCACCAAGCACCUAUUUACAAGCUUUUUUAUUCAGUAACAGUCAAACGUUUUAUAAAUGUUGUAACUUGAAGUCCUUAUUAAUAUACCUAAAUUCACAACUUGAAUUAUUAUCAUAACAGCCGUUCAUAAACAUUAUUUCUACUCACAGUACUGCUGGUAGCUUGAAUAUAAUUACUGCAUUGCAAUUAUGUGAUUUAAGUAAAAUGUUCAGUGUCUUUAAACAACGAAACCUUCAAAUUCCGACUCACAGUCCGAUUCGAAUAGGUUUCAUGACUGAAUCCUCAAGUUCAUCAGUGAUCUCAGUUGAAUUGUAAACCAAUUCAUCUUGUGAUCCAUUCAAUUGUUUGUGCACCCACACUUCAGAGAGAGGCAGCGAUCAUUUCUGAUGGAAUGCCUUCCCACGCUUGUGAAAUAUACGAACAGAUCAGUUCCUCCGAAGCCUUUUUUUUUGUCGUCCAGUAAGUUCGUGAAUUCCAUCAGCCAUCCACUCCUUUCGGACUCCAUCUCUAAAUGGUUUGUUCAAAGAUACAUCGAAAUGGCUGGAGAAGGGAAGUUUGCGUUUGAAGGAAGUGUUCACAGUAUCUGUCACGUGAGCCUCAAAUGAGUCGUAAAUAAGCAAGCUCUUUCUCCUCCCCAGGCCACCGAUCCGUGCACUUUUACUUUCUUUGUUGCGUUUUUAACGUAUGCAAAUUAGGACGUGCUUGACAAACAAUAGAAUCCAUGUAUAAUACGCACCGCGAUUUUGAUGCUUGUUUUUAUGGAAAAAAAGUGCGCAUUAUACACGGGUAAAUACGGUAGUUUGCUAGGAUUUAAGUAAAACUAGGGCACAUUUUUUUCCUCAAAGUGCACCCACAAAGGUGGGAAGUAACCUUAAGUUGCUUCAGGGUGGUAGGUGCAGUUUUGAUUGUAGACCAAGCAACUUGAUUUGACUUUUUCUUGCAGGGCAUCAGGUACAGUGUACACAGCAAUUGAAGUGGCUACAGGACAUGAGGUAUAAUGAAACACCCAAGAUAGUUAACUCUAGUACUUAACGUUUAAUCUUUAUCUGUGACUCUACACAGAAAUCAGAAAGUUAUAUAGAAUCUUUGUUUUAACCUCAGUCAUAAUUUUAUUUAGGUGGCUAUUAAACAAAUGAACUUGUCCCAGCAACCAAAGAAGGUAAAUACUAUUGUUUUUUUUAUAUAAACACUAAUAAAACAUCAAGUGAGCUUUCAUGCAGAAAACAUUAUACCUUCUGAUGUGAAGGUAAUAUGUUAUCUUCGCACAGAAAAGAUUACUGUUGUUAUGGUUAGAAAUAAAAAUCACACCUAACUGAAUAAUUCUAAAGACCAUUAUUUUUUUUUAUUAAAGCCCUUUACUACACUACAGUAUGAUUUUGUAUUUCAUUCACACUUUACAGGCUUCAUACUCCUUCCAUUUUUUAGUUGUGACAUGUUCUGCUAAUUAAAAUGAAACGAUUUAGUAUUUCAUUAGUGUCUAUAUAAUAAUUAAAAAAAAACAAUACAUGGUUACUUAGAGAUACAAAAUUUCUCUUCUCGUGUUGAAAAACAUUUCACUUUAUUGUUUUGCUCACUCUUGAAAUAUUUUUCAACAUUCAAAGAGAAAUUUCGAUAUCUCCCUCCAUGUUAUAUCCACUAUAUAAUAUGCAUCUCAUUUAAGAAAGGAGGUAAGCUGUAUCUUGGGUGGGGGUUAUGGUUGGUUGCUUUGUUUAGUUGGCUUGCUGUUAUCAUUCUUGUUUGUUGUAUUUGUGUACGAUCCGGAAAUUGAAUGUGUCAUUAUUGAAUGAUGAUUUGUUCUUGUUAUGAUUGCAGGAGUUAAUUAUCAAUGAAAUUCUUGUGAUGAGGGAGAACAAGCAUCCAAACAUUGUGAACUAUGUGGAUAGUUAUCUUGUAGGAGAAGAAUUAUGGGUGAGUUGUAAAGAUAUGAAAAACUGCUACAUUCAGGUUGCUGAUUUUCUGCUGAAAAUUGGAUGUCUCUUGAUAGAGAAUGAUGGUUUCCAUUAUCAUUUUUAAUUGCAAUGAUAAGAACCUUACAUAGUCAAAAUAAUCUUUGUAUUAGAGAGCUGAGUAAAAUUAGCAUCCCAAUAUUGACUAUGGCUGAAACUUUUAACACUGAAUACCAUAAAUUGUAAGUGAAACAUGUUCACUAAACUUAAUUUAUUGAUUUCCUUUCUGUUAGGUUGUAAUGGAGUAUUUAGCAGGAGGCUCUUUAACUGAUGUUGUCACAGAAACAUGUAUGGAUGAAGGACAAAUUGCUUCUGUUUCAAGAGAGGUAACUACUUCUGUUGUGUUUUGUGUUCUUUUGUAGUGCCUGCCAGGAUAUCUAUACUAAUUUCUGUAAUCUGAAAUAUGCAUGCAUUUUGUUUGGCACUUACUUAUCAUCUACAUCUAUUGGAGAACAGAUACAUAGAUGUUACCAAUAGCAAUUUUGUGCUUCUUUACUACAUGAAACAAAUAGAUUUUAUGUUGCCCUGUGUCUGCUCAGUAGUAGAUUACAGAAGACACAAGUAUUUGUUGAGAACAUCAGUGACACACUCAGCUGUGCCUUGUGUGCCACUUUUUUGUUCUUACCACCAUCUGGCAUCAUUUGUAGUCUGUUACUAAACACAUGGCAGUAUGAAAUAUAUUUGUUAAUAAGUUAAAUUUUGUACUCAUUCCUCUGAAUCAAACUUAUCUGCAGUGCCUCCAGGCCCUUGAGUUCCUGCACAGCAAUGGAGUCAUUCAUAGGGACAUUAAGAGUGAUAACAUUCUCCUUGGAAUGGAUGGGCAAGUCAAGCUGAGUAAGGAUUUUUGAAACAAACUCUUGUGUCUCAAGUUAUUUUCAUGGAUGUUCAUGUAUGUCAUGCUGACAAAAUUUUUCUGUAUUUUGUUUUUAGCUGAUUUUGGUUUCUGUGCUCAAAUAACUCCGGAGCAGUCCAAACGUUCCACAAUGGUAGGAACACCUUACUGGAUGGCACCUGAAGUAGUCACAAGGAAACAGUAUGGUCCAAAGGUAAAUCCUUACCCUCAACUUCUAGUUUAGUUUAUAGAAAUACAGGAGAAAAGAUUGUUUCAUCUUAAAUGCCACAAAUUCUUACCACAAAAGCUAUACAAAAUAACAGGGUCAACUUUGGAUGGUUAUUGGGUGUGUUUUGUAUGAUUAUUUGACAAGCAAGAUAACAUCUUUAUGGGACAUUUUAACAAUCUUGGCAUACAUUACCAAGUUCAUACACCAGCAAAACUUGUGUAGUCUAAUCAGCAAUGUAAAACAACAAAAAAGUUUUUUUCUUGUGGUUUUAAGUAACCACAAACUUGUUUUUUUGUUGAGCUAUAAUUGAGGUUGAAAAAAAUUAGUAUGAGCAACUUUUCAAAAGAUAACAGCAGUUUCCAAGAAGUUUGUCACUGCGGACCUAAUUAAACAGAUUAGCUUGCCAUAAGUGUCCUUGUAGCUCAGUGUUAAAGCAUGCUAUAUCAUAGGUUGGACUUUUGUUGGGAGUACUUGGAAGUUUUUUUUUUUUUAAUUCUCCUGGUAGGCCUUGUAUUCACUGAAUUACAUCUUCCUCCAAUUAGAAACUGUGUCAAACAAAACACCUUGAAAACCCGUUUUAGCUUUGGUGUGAGUGGGGUAUUAGGUCAUGUCUGCAGUGAAAUUCAGCUUGGAACAUGUAGUGCAAUGACUUAAAUUUUUCUUAUAUGCUGUCAACAGUCCAUUGAGAUGUGUUGUGAGGUAAUGUUUUCAUGGUUAUCAUAGGUGGAUAUAUGGAGUUUAGGAAUUAUGGCAAUUGAAAUGGUUGAAGGUGAACCGCCAUAUUUGAAUGAAAAUCCUCUCAGGGUAAGUACAUGUGUAUCUCUAGUUCCCAGUUGAAAGUGAAUGCAAAGUUUUGCAAUCCAUUGAUGACUGGGGCUCACUUUUUAGGGCUCCACCUCUCAUGCUGUUGGGCAGUGAGAUCCUUCUCUCACACUUAAGAAUAUAACCACUGGGCACUAAUUCCUUGAACUGCACCAGAGUAAUGAACUUAUGAAAACUAUAGUUUACAGGAAGCAGUGGUGACUUGAGCAAUUUUCAAGUAGUGGUAAUCAUGACAAGAGGGUUUUUAGAAAGGUUCUGCAAGGUUCCUAGAUAAACCAUCCCACAUGAUUGACAUUACCUCAUACCUCAUAUUAUUUUUGUAGGCUUUGUAUUUGAUAGCUACAAAUGGCACUCCAGAGCUAGCGCAUCCUGAUAAAUUAUCUCCAGUUUUUAAGGAUUUCCUUGCACAGUCACUGGAAAUGGAUGUAGAUAAAAGAACUGGUGCUAGGGAGCUUCUCCAGGUAGAGUGCACAAUGUACAUUCUGUCUAGCUUGAACAUUUUACAGUUCUGUCUGUCUGUCUCUCUCUCUGUAUGUUUGUCUAUCUAUCUGGCUGUGUAUGUCUGUCUGUCUGUAUCUGUCUCUGUCUUUAUGUAUGUUUGUCUAUCUGUAUCUGUCUUUGUCUAUCUGUCUGCUUGUCUGUAUCUGUCUGGCCGUGUAUGUGUGUUGUCUUUUGGUCGGUGUCUGUAUGUCCAUCUGUCUGUCUGUCUGUGGUCUGUCUUCCUAUCCUUUAGCAUCUGUUAUGUUAUCCUGUUUGUCAGUUGGUUCAUCCUUCUUUAUUCUGUUAGAUAUCUGUCAGUUUGUUUGCCUGUCCGCUUUCCUGUCUGUCUAAUUGUGGGCAUCCAUUUUGGCUUAAACCACUCUUCUAUUUGUCACUCUGAAUGGACCUUUUAGCUUGUAUGUAUUGUUUACUCCUAACAGGUCAUGUAAUAGUACUCUAGAGAACUGUUUUCUUCCAAUUUCCUCUUAUUCACGUGCUCCAAUAUGUACGCAUAAUUUACAAAAAAAAAUAAAACUGGGAAUUCCCUGGAGACUAGGUGUGGGUAAACAAAACUUACCAGCUAAAGAGGUCUAUGAGUCAAUCAUUUACAUUAUUUUUAUUUGAAUCCAUUUCAGCACCCAUUUUUAAAGCAAGCCAAGCCGUUGGCAAGCUUGGUUCCUCUAAUUCUGGCAUCGAAAGAAGCCAGCUCAAGAAACUCAUAAAUGAAACUGUCAAUCAACAAUUAUCCAGCUUAGAUAAUAAAGCGGACAGAAAUUCUUUAGAGUUUAUUUUUUACACAAAAUUUUAUUUUUUAUUGGUUAAUUUCAGUGGCGAGACUUGUAGGUUUUUCAUUUGUUGUGUCUUUAAUGUGUACAGUAACAAAAAAAUUGCGUUUUAG
This is a messenger RNA of Pocillopora meandrina, 15290 nucleotides long. Lineage: Eukaryota; Metazoa; Cnidaria; Anthozoa; Scleractinia; Pocilloporidae. The record is from the annotation of a GenBank genome assembly.